GGGUCUAGAGUUUAGAUGACAGAACUUGCGGUUUCCGCUCUACGUUUACGCGACACGGCGGUCGAUGCCAGAAGAAUUCGUAUUUUGUCAUCCUUGUUAUCGAUGCACCGGGAGCAGUUCUGUCAAACAAUAAGUGCGGAAUUGUCGAAUUGUCGCGGCAGUGAAUCGAUCCCACCGCGUCGUUCGACAUGGGAGACGGCAAGGAGGGCGAACGGCAGCCACUGCUGAAGAAUGAGAACGUCACGUAUAGCUCACACGGCAGCGAUGCGAUCGACGAGACACAGUCCAACGUCAACACCGUCUCGCCGAUUGGGCCGGACGAAUUACCGCCACCGUAUCAAUCCGCGACUCAGGGUGGCAUGCCGAUGGUCACUUGCAGAGUCUGUCAGGCGAUGAUAGAUAUUUCCGGCAAGAGGGAUCAGCACGUCGUCAAGUGUUGUCAAUGUAACGAGGCCACACCUAUACGGAACGCUCCACCUGGAAAGAAAUAUGUACGAUGUCCGUGUAAUUGUCUGCUAAUAUGCAAGAGCUCUUCGCAACGUAUUGCCUGUCCAAGGCCGAAUUGUAAACGUAUUAUUAAUCUGGCUCCGAGCCCUAUUACACCACCAGUUCUGUCCAUGCCAGGCAUGUGCAGGGUAGGCUGUGCCCAUUGCCAUGAUACAUUCUUGUUUAACACAUUAAAUAAUGCUUUGGCACGUUGUCCACAUUGUCGUAAGAUAUCUUCGGUCGGUCCAGAUUUUGCUAGAGGACGAGGGAUUGUAUUCAUUAUUGUUGGAAUUAUAGCCUUAGUAAUUGCUAUAGCUGUAACGGUUGGGACCUACAAAUACGUAAAGACAAGCGGUGGAAUUUAUGUCGCUUAUGUCGGUAGGUCGAUAGUUCAUUCUUAGCACUCUAUCGUUAUUGAAAAUUCUCGUCUAUCUAAUUUUGGAUAUAUUUUUAGCUGCAGUUUUAGCCGCAUUGUUGUGUUUGGUACGCGGCAUUUAUUUUUGUACAAUCAAGAUCAGUUUGAUAGAAGAGCCCCUAGUCUUAAAAAACAACAAUGAAGAACCUCCUUGAGAGAUGAAUGUCAUAUAAUCUGUUUAGAUCUGUUAAUAUACAGAUAGUGGCUAUAGAGGGCACUUCACGCCUCGCUAUUCGCUAG
This is a messenger RNA of Formica exsecta, 1141 nucleotides long. RefSeq names its product type 1 phosphatidylinositol 4,5-bisphosphate 4-phosphatase. Lineage: Eukaryota; Metazoa; Arthropoda; Insecta; Hymenoptera; Formicidae. The transcript is spliced from 6 exons. The record is from RefSeq and is a predicted model, not a curated record. Gene Ontology annotation, biological process: phosphatidylinositol dephosphorylation. Gene Ontology annotation, molecular function: phosphatidylinositol-4,5-bisphosphate 4-phosphatase activity. Bases 189 to 887 code for a protein of 232 amino acids. Gene Ontology annotation, cellular component: late endosome membrane; plasma membrane; phagocytic vesicle membrane.